Molecule: messenger RNA, 2603 nt
Organism: Brienomyrus brachyistius
Lineage: Eukaryota; Metazoa; Chordata; Actinopteri; Osteoglossiformes; Mormyridae
Gene: tsnare1
Product: T-SNARE Domain Containing 1
Exons: 14
Coding region: 432-1280 (282 amino acids)
Biological process (GO): vesicle fusion; intracellular protein transport; vesicle-mediated transport
Cellular component (GO): SNARE complex; endomembrane system; membrane
Molecular function (GO): SNARE binding; SNAP receptor activity
Source: RefSeq, a predicted model, not a curated record
AGUCAUGUGAUGUUUUUAGCAAUGACUGUAAGCUGCUUCGCCUGAUCUGAGUGCUAGCCCUGCUUUCUCCCCGGGGAAGACCUGAUUCUGGGAGUGGAAACCUCUGUAGGAGUAGCAGAAGAACCCACAGCAAGUGACGUAGUACCCUGCUGUAGAAUUGGCUGCGACUUCUGUUGCUGUCUAUUUACUCUGAGCUGAACCUGUGAAAAGACCCCAGAAUGUCAUAUGGAUCCAUCCAGUGGAGCACCUUUGGAAAUCGUAACCUACUUGGGGGCCCAACGAGGCAGGGCUACCAACCAGUAGCAAAGACUGCUUGCAAUGCCAGGAGGACAGCCUUACCACCAGUCUGGAAAAGUUCACCCCAGAUACCACAGAUCCUUGCAGCCUUCCCUACCCCCAGAUGAUUCACCGCCUGUGCAAUCUCAGAGAGAAUGGAUGGUUUACAGCUGAUUGGAGGAUCAGCCUCGAGAACCAUGGACCCAAAGAUGUCCACCGCCUUAGCUGCACAGGUGAGCCCAUCUGAGCUGCAGGAUGUCUUCCAGGAGACCUCAUCCAACAUUUUCCAGAUCAAUGGCAAUGUUGUGAGCCUAGGGAAGAUUUUCCAGUCCUUGGGAACUUCCAGAGACACACCAGAGCUGAGAGAAACACUGCAUUCCACCCAGCAGCAGACCAACAUAGUCAUCACCAGGACAAGUCUACUCAUCAAACAGCUCUCUGACAUCAUCAAUGGCUCCUCACGGCAAGACCGACUGCGUCUGACAAGACUUAAGAAGGAACUCUCUGAUUCUGUGCAGUGCUAUGGUGAUCUCCAAAAGAAAAUUGCAGAUCGCUCCAGGGCCUUGCUUCCCACAACCCACAAAGACAAGAAAAAGGACAACCAGACUCUGUUUGACGAGCUGUGUGACAAGAAGCCAGUGUUUGCAGCGGAGGGGACUGCAGAGGGUCCUAAGCAGGCCUUCCUCUCAGAAAUCAGUGAGGAAGAUGUGGAGCUUCUCCAUCAGAGAGAGGAGACACUUAUGCAAAUUGAGAGAGAUAUGCUGGACGUGAGCCAAAUAAUGAAGGAUCUGACUUCCAUUACACAUGAACAAGGUGACACAAUAGACAGUAUUGAGGAGUACAUUCAGACCACCACUUCCAGCGUGGAGUCAGCCAAUCAGGAACUUGCCAAGGCCAGCCACCAUAAGAAGCAACUAAGAAAAAGGAGCUGCUACAUGCUAAUUGCUGGAGCGGUGGCCUUUAUCUUUCUCAUCAUCAUAAUUGUUGUGUCAGUGAGGAAAUGAGUCAUUUUACCAGCUGUUCAUAUGAGUCUGGAUACUGUAUAAUACUCUGAAAAAAAUAAUGUAUUGAGAAAUGUUGAGAAUGUUUUUGUGUCAGUUUUUCUUAGCUACAGUCGAACAUUGAAUUGCUUCCAUGAAUACAUGUGUGUUUAUUAAUUAAAUGCUGCAUAUUGAUAUAUAAUGAUAUGUGAUAUAUAUUUCGGUGUGUUAAUUAUUAAGAUAAACACCUAACUGUACACGUUUUGUUGAUUUGUUGCAAGCUAUUGUUGUUAACUUCCUAAAUAAAUUUAUUAUUUUGUGUUCUGAACUGGUAUUGUGACUUCCAAGGAGUGAUUGUUUUUCAAUCCUAUUGUGUCUUGUAAUUAUCAAUUAUCCUACCCUGAUUGCCCUCGGGUAUUAUUCCUGUGUUUUACCCUUUAUAUGUCAGGGCUUAGGGCUUGGCUGUUGAGCAAAGAUUUUGUUGCAUUUGCUGGAGUUGGUAUGGUCACGGUCACUAGUAACCCAAUAUAGCUUCUUUAAGCAUUGAAGCAUUCCAGCCUGUAGUAUUGAAAAGUGGUCCAUUUCUUUAUGUGGGGGUGGUGUGUGGCUCAGUGGGCUAAGCCUCUGUGGUUGUGAUCAGAAGGUCUGCUUUGGCCUGACCUUUGCAGAACACUCACAUGUCUGUGGGCCCUCAAACAGGACCCUUAAAUCCAGCUCCAGGGAUUCUGCACACUGGCUAACCUGUUGCUGUGACCCCUAAGCUUGUUUUCACUUGCAUAUGUGUUUCAUGGAGAGAGACAGGUAAAGAGGAGCAUUCCAGUGUACCUGUCUUUGUGCAAAUGAAAGUUCAUUCUCUUACAUAAUUUACAUCAUUGCUGGAGAAAAGAGCUUAGAGGAGGACAUAGGGUAGUGCACAUUGGAUCAUCAAACUAGUGUUAUUGUACCUGAAAUUGUAAUGGCGAUUCAACUUUUUGUGCCCGUUCCUGUUCUAAAUUGGUUUAGGUUUUGUAUAGAUAGGCUUGUUCUAUUUAGUUGUGUUUCUUAAACACUUUUUCGCCAAACUACUUAAAAUUUCACAAUAAAUAUGUUUCAGUUGUGAGUUAGGACUCCAAAUGUCUUUUCUUCUAUUAAGACAAUAGAUAAAGUAUCUGAUAAUAAAUAAGUAUUGUUACUAGUAUGUGUUUGUGCUAGUUGUCACACAAUGCCAAUCUGACCUUCCAGUUUCCUCCCUAGUGUGGCUGUAACGAGCCACACCUGUUAAUCGUUUGUCUUACCUCUGAUUCCUGGCCUCCUGUUAAUCACUCCCAGCUGCCUCUUGUUCGUUCCUUUAUUAGUCAUGUAUUUAAG